UGGCCGCAGUUAGCUGCACCUCUCUCCCUUUCCCUGGCCUCUGAGCCAAAGAGGGGAGAAACCUCUGGAACCAAGAGGGGGUCGUCGGGGAGACCAGAAUGGUGGCCAUGGUGACCAGGGAAGUGCAUUCUGAGUAGAGGGGACAUUUCUACAGGGGAUUGUGGGAGAGUGGGACACAGGUGUGAGCUGUCAGGGGAGUCUCUGAAUUUGGCAUUGAGAUGAAUAAGAUCCGAGAGCCCAGAACGCACACGCGUGGGAGAACAGGUAAGGUGGCCCAGGUGAAACUCACUCCUCCAGCGUCCACCACACACAAGGGACAGCAAUGCAAUGGUGGUUGGGUUGGUCACCAGUUUGGGGUGGGAUUAGAAGUUGUCAGGUGGACUGUGGCAGUGACAGUGGCAGCAGCUUCCUGCCUCUGAACCUUAGGAACAAUGAUGUACCUUGGCUGUGACAGCCUGAGCCACUGGGCCAGCCUCCCACUCACGCUGUAGGCCCCGCCACGAUUUCUGUCCCUUCGCCCACGCUGCCAGAAACAGGGAGCAACGAACAAGCCGUGGACCCUCCUGUGGAGGCUGCAGGCUGUGCACUCCCUCCUGAGAUGCCCCUGUGCCCACACUGACCUCCGCUCAGGUGCCUUGGGCUGCUUAUCCGAGUGUCUAGAAAAGGACACCAGUUUGAGGUGCACGAUGUGCUGUCCAAGUGGGGGUGGGGGAUUUCCACUAGCAGGCAGGCUGGCCCUGCUGUGGGGGAGCAGGAGCAGGGUCUGCUAAUGCUGUAUGUUUAUUGGGUCUCAGAGGCCAGGGACAUGGUGCAGGUGGGCAGAAACCAGGCCCCUCUGAUCCCCACUCCCAGCAGUGAUGCCCCUGACAGGGACAGCGGGCAGGAAGCGACGGCUGAGUGGAAGUGUGCACUCUGGCUCCUUCGUGGGGCAGUGCCGGGAGGGGGGGUGUCACUUAAGACAGUCUUUUUGUGUGCUUUUAAUAUAUAAAAAAUAGGCUCUACCAGGUUGUUUGGAGGACUGAGGAUUCUAAUAUGCAUGCAGUGUGUGUCUGUACCUAUCUACAUCUACCACAAAAGCCAGACUACGUGGUCUCGUUAUUCAGGGCGUCUUCCUCAUUAUUUAUGGCAGGAUUGCUCUCAUUAUCUGCAGUAGUUGUGCUGGGUACCUGGGAGUGUGGCAUCAGUAAAUACAAUGAUUUGCUUCUGGAAAAUGUAUAGACAAUGCUGGGCACAGUGGCGCACGCCUGUAAUCCCAGCAGUUUGGGAGGCUGAGGUAGGAGGAUUGUGAGUUCAAAGCCAGCCUCAGCAAUUUAGUCAGGUGCUAAGCAACUCAGUGAGACCCUGUCUCUAAAUAAAAUACAAAAUAGGACUGGGCAUGUGGCUCAGUGGUUGAAUGACCCUGAGUUCAGUCCCUGGUACAAAAAAAAAAAAAGUAUAGACAGACAGUUCCUGGUUUGACUUGUGAGUUUUCAACUUUACGAUGAUGCCGAAGCCGUGUGCACUGGGUAAAAACUGUACUUGAACUCCCGAGUUUUGCUCUUUUCCUGGGCCAGGAGGGGGUGGGGAGAUCCUCUCCCACCACCCUGGGCAGCCACCACCCUGUGAGGGGCUGCCAGGCUGUGGGACUCAGUGAGUCAGGGGUGUUGAAGGCAUUUCUGACUUACGAUGUUGGGAUGGGUGCUCACUGUAAAUUGAGGAGCAUUUGUGUAUAUAUUAGAGGAAAUAUUUAUUUUAUUAUUAUUUACUUUAUUUAUACAUAUUUUAUUAAUGAAGUGAUGGAUCUUUUUUCACAGAUUUUCUAUAUUUUAAAAAAUUUAACAAGACCUAUGACUAGGUUAGGAUGAUCCCAGACAGGGCUCUGGACUGGACAAAACAACUGUAAGGAUUUGGAGAGAAAUUGGGGGACAUUUGGAUAGAGAGUGGGGAUCACAUAAGAAGAAAGCACUCUUGUCAUAGGAAGAGGAGACAGCUAGGCAUGGACAUGCCUGUCUCCCAGCUAUGGGGAGGCGGAGGCAGAAGGAUGGAAAGUUCAAGGCCAGCAUUGGCCACUACCCAGACCCUGCCUCAAAAUAAAAUAAAAAGGGCUGAGGGUGUAGCUCAGUCGUUGAGUGCUUGCCUAACCACCCCGGAAUCAACCCGCAGUAACUCAAACCAACCAACAAACUGCCUAGGAGAUACUCUUUGAAAACCCCUUUCUCUAAGUGCUGAAUAUAUUUGAACUCAUCUGAUCCAAUUUGUGAAAUUACGGCACAGAGAGAGGUGGGAUGACUUGCCCAAACUCACACAGUUUAUAUAUAAAUGGUGAAGCCAGGAUUUGAACCCAAUCUGUCCAAUUAUUGGACCUGUGGGUCCAACUACUGGGCCCUGUUGGUUUUGAUCAGCUGCAGGUGGAAGAAGUUAAUCUCCAAGAAGCCCAGGAAGGCUUCUUGAGUCCCAACAUUUAGGAGCAAGGAAGGGAAGAACAGAUUCAGAGUAGGGGAAGGAGAGGGAGGAGAGGAGAGGAGAGGGCGACUCCCUCAGGCAAUGACUCUGCCCAUGCCUUGGUUUCCUAUCUGUGUGAUGGGUGGUGGUAACGGUGGAGAGUACACGGGUUAAUCCAGCGUGGGCCGGCGAGGCACCGGGAGCUGCUGCGGGGGCGUGCCGGGGCCUGCGCCGGGGCCUGCUCCAGGGGCUGCGGCACAGGGUAAUGAGCAGGCGAGGCCCCGGCGCAGUCGGCGGCGGCUGAGCUCAGCGUCUGGGCUGCGUGGAGAUGGCCGGACUGGGGUUGCAGGGCCAUGCUGCUGGACUGCCCCUCCUGCUGCUGCUGCUGCUGCACCAGGCCCUGCCAGAAGGACCCCUGGCGUUCGUGGCUCUGGUGUUCCGCCAUGGCGACCGGGCUCCGCUGGCCUCCUAUCCCACAGACCCACACAAGGAAGCCGUUUCUGCCCUGUGGCCUCGAGGCCUGGGCCAGCUGACCAGGGAGGGAGUCCGCCAGCAGCUGGAGCUGGGCCACUUCCUGCGGAGGCGCUACAAGUCCUUUCUGAGUCCCCAGUACCGGCGGGAGGAGGUGUACAUCCGGAGCACAGACUUCGACCGGACCCUGGAGAGCGCUCAGGCCAACCUGGCUGGGCUGUUCCCCGAGGCAGCCCCGGGGAGCCCUGAGGCGGACUGGAGGCCAAUUCCUGUGCACACGGUGCCUGUUGCUGAGGACAAGUUGCUGAGAUUCCCCAUGCGCAGCUGUCCUCGAUACCAUGAGCUGCUGCGGGAGUCCACAGAGGCCGCCGAGUACCAGGAGGCCCUGGAGGGCUGGACGGACUUUCUGACUCGCCUGAGCAACUUCACGGGGCUGACGCUGGUUGGGGAGCCACUGCACAGGGCAUGGAAGGUUCUGGACACACUCAUAUGCCAGCGAGCUCACGGACUUCCCCUACCUUCCUGGGCCUCCCCUGACGUCUUGAGAACUCUGGCUCAGAUCUCUGCUUUGGAUAUUGGGGCCCAUGUGGGCCCACCCCGGGCAGCAGAGAAGGCCCAGCUGACAGGGGGGAUUUUGCUGGAUGCCAUUCUUUCCAACUUCUCCCGGGUUCAGCGCCUGGGACUGCCCCUCAAGAUGGUCAUGUACUCAGCUCACGACAGCACCUUGCUGGCCCUCCUAGGGGCUCUAGGCCUCUAUGACGGGCACACCCCACCCUAUGCUGCCUGCCUUGGUUUUGAGUUCCGGAAACGUCUCAGGGACCCAGAAGAUGGAGGGAACAUCACCAUCUCCCUCUUCUACCGCAAUGACUCUGCCAGACUACCCUUGUCCCUGAGCCUCCCUGGGUGCCCAGCCCCCUGCCCACUAGGGCACUUCCACCAGCUGACUGCUUCAGCCCGACCGCCAGUGCAUGGGGCCCCCUGCCAUGACUAUGAGACUACCACUCCCCCAGGCGACCGCUCUCUACCCUGGGGUAGUAGUUGGGGGUCCCCCAGACCUGAGAUUCACAACCCCCAAGUUCUUCCUGCAGCCACCACAGUGCCCCUGCUGGCCGGAGCUGUGGCCCUGCUGGCUGUGCUCAGCCUGGGGCUCGGCUUGUUGGCCUGGAGACCUGGCUGCUUGCGGGCCUUAGGGGGGGCCGUGUGAGCUGGGAACUUGGGGUAGCACCUCCCCUCAGCUGACUGGAUCCCAACAUGUGUUCU
Molecule: messenger RNA, 4152 nt
Organism: Marmota monax (woodchuck)
Lineage: Eukaryota; Metazoa; Chordata; Mammalia; Rodentia; Sciuridae
Gene: Acp4
Product: acid phosphatase 4
Exons: 10
Coding region: 2750-4096 (448 amino acids)
Biological process (GO): negative regulation of ERBB4 signaling pathway; lysosome organization; peptidyl-tyrosine dephosphorylation involved in inactivation of protein kinase activity
Cellular component (GO): postsynaptic membrane; lysosome
Molecular function (GO): protein tyrosine phosphatase activity; acid phosphatase activity; receptor tyrosine kinase binding
Source: RefSeq, a predicted model, not a curated record